Molecule: messenger RNA, 776 nt
Organism: Colossoma macropomum (tambaqui)
Lineage: Eukaryota; Metazoa; Chordata; Actinopteri; Characiformes; Serrasalmidae
Product: interferon-induced transmembrane protein 5-like
Exons: 2
Coding region: 71-499 (142 amino acids)
Cellular component (GO): plasma membrane
Source: RefSeq, a predicted model, not a curated record
UAAGCUGGAAUCAGGGUUUCUGGGGCUGCAGUGAAAUCAGUGCUCUCAGUCCUCUCAGGUCAGCAGCAGGAUGGACAACGCCACGUACAGCUACUCGACCGACUGCACUCCUCUCACGAGCUGUAAGUCUGCUCGCAAGCCAGCCGGCUCCACAGUGGUGAAUAUGGGCGCAGCCGGGAAAAAGCCCCCCAACGACUACCUGGUCUGGUCCCUCUGCAACACCCUGUAUGUCAACUUCUGCUGCCUGGGCUUCAUGGCCCUCAUCUACUCCAUCAAGGCGCGAGACCAGAAGACGCUGGGAGACUUGCGUGCUGCUCAGGAGUGUUCGGACAAGGCCAAAUGGUACAACAUCCUGGCCUCAGGCUGGAACCUGCUGGUGCCUCUGCUGAUGUUGGGCCUGCUGGUGCUGCUGAUCGUGCACUUGGGAAGCUCCCAGGGAGCCUUCGACUUCUUCGGAGAGGACGGCUUCCAGAACUUCAUGAAGCUGUUCGGCAGGUAGACUGACAGACAGACAGCAAAGGAACCAAACAACAACAACAACAACAAGCCGUGGACUUAUCACCCUCUGUGCCUCGCAAAAUGUGUCUCUCUGCUCUUUGUUUUUAUCUUAUUACCAAUGUCUUAUUGUAUUGUUAUAAUUGUUAUGAUUUUUUGUAUGUUCAGAGUCUUGUAUGCUAAAUGAGAACUUUCCAGUCGUUUCCAAAAGACAAUUUUCCCUCUUUAUUUGAAGUAAAUGUGACUUUUUAGUGGAAUAAAAUAUUUAACUUCAUGAAUAA